Messenger RNA from Protopolystoma xenopodis, 909 nucleotides. NCBI's taxonomy places the organism in Eukaryota, Metazoa, Platyhelminthes, Monogenea, Polystomatidea, Polystomatidae. The record is from the annotation of a GenBank genome assembly.
AUGAAAGGUGCACGUUUUUCCAACCAUCUUGAUUUCUUGACAGCUCGCAUACUUCUCCAGAUAUCUACAGGGCUCUCCGACUCUGGCCAUCGCCCGGAACUUGACCUUACCUCCAGCUCCGAUAGUCCUAAGGAGAUGCAAAAUCAUAUGGCCAUAGGAUUUUCCGUUCUGUUGGUCGUGGUGGUUGCCUGUCUGAUUGGCGGCGGAAUUUCCUUUGCUCUGCAUCGAAACUAUCAAAAUCGACUGGUUGGUAAUAACCCUCGUCGAUCGUCAAGCCUUUCUCUCAGUUAUGGAAAUCAUGUCAACGCUUCUUACUAUCCGUUCAAAUUCGAGCCUGUUGACGGCAUGCUAUCUCGGGAUACCCGAUUCAAUUACUUCAGUAUCGGCAAUGAUGCCCACAGCAUGAAUAUAACCAACGCCUAUCACAAGGUCUCAUUUUCCGACGAAUCGCCUACUGAUACUCGAUGGCUUAUAACUGAGAUUGCCAACGGUGACCGACAGCAUUGGAACACUCACAACUUCAUCAAUUAUAACAACCGGCAUUUGGAACCCGAAUCUCGGCUCGCUAGCCUCUGCGCUCCGCACUCCUUGGAUAGCCAAUUGCAGCUGAUGCCAUUGCUGACAGUCGCGAUGCCCACCUCAGACGUCUUAAAUACAACCAACACAGGGGCUCUUGACAAAGAAGAAAUAGCCGUCAUGACUACGCCAGAACUGAAAAGGAGACCAUUGGUCGAAGAGGAGUCUAGCUGGGCACUUGCACGCAGCCAUGACAAUUUAGUUUUAUCAGGACAAGAUGAAGAAAAGACUACUGACUUGGAACAACAGAAUAGUGCACCUAAGUUCUAUUUAAAGUCUGAUUCGCCUGGGAAUCCGAUUUCCAUCAUGCCUGAGCCCUCACGUAAAUCCUAA